GUGACAAUAUAGUUAACGUUAUAAAUGGCAGGCUAUAGUGACUGUAGUACAGUAUCUGUAUGCAACACCUAUUAUUAAUGUUAGAUUGCUGCGAUUAACUUUUCUUUUGUAGUUUGUGAAUAGUGAUGCACGGAUUACAUUCACCCCUCGGGCACGAUGGUUUGGUUUAUGGAAGGAAUGUGCUUUUUACCUACUUUUUUGGUCAUUUGGUCAUCGAGCACGUUCAUAGUUUCUUAUAUCAUCGCAUUGUUUCGGGGAGAUGUUGAUGUUAUCGUCCCGUAUAUAAGUGAUACAGGAGCCGUUCCGCCGGAGAGCUGUUUGUUUGGGUUCAUGUCUACAAUUACAGCCUUUGCAGCAUUAGCCACCAUGUACACAGAAUAUAAGUUUGUGGAGAGGGUACAUGAGACAACGGGUGCAGUGUCUCCUAAUCUGAACAAGGCAUCGUUUGGUUUUGGCGUCCUAUCUUGUGUUGGCAUGUGUUUUGUGGCUACAUUUCAGGAGACAACAGUCGAAUACGCUCAUGAUUUUGGAGCGUUAUUGUUUUUCGUCUGUGGAGUUGCAUACACUGUUCUUCAAAGCGUGAUAUCAUACCGUGGUCAUCCUUAUGGAUCUUCAAAGGUCGUGUGUCAUGUCCGUGCAGUCUUUGCUGGAGUGGCCUUUCUGGCAGCAUUUCCCACCAUUAUCUGUGCAGUACAAGUCGGAACAAGUCAACCUCACUGGACCAGUGAUGAUAAGGAUUACAAACUUCAUAUUGUGAGUGCUAUAUGUGAAUGGAUCACUGCCUUUAGUUUUGUGUUCUUCUUCUUUACCUACAUCAGAGAGUUCCAGCAAUUCACUCUGAAACUGACCGUUAACUUGAGAGAGUGUUUGUGACCCCAACAUCAUACUGUAUUACAUGAGUCAAUUUGUUUACUGUUUGAAAGCGCAUUUUUAAUAGAUUUGUAUUUUUAUACAACUUGUACAUUUUUCAAGUUUUAAAGGUCUGAUAUGGUGUGAUCAUUUGCUGUGUAUAGAUGUGUUGUUUAUACUACAGCCAGUUUUUGAACAUCAAAUUAUGUUUUUUUUAAGGAAUAAAACAUGGACUUGAAACAUACACUUUAUGGGAUCAUGCACCUGCUGAUCAUGAUAUAAAAGAGAUCAUGAUAUAAAAAAAUUAUAAUGCAUUUUAUAACCGAGACAAUAAAAGUCUAUAUUUAUAAAACUUAAAAUGUGUCUUGGAUACAUGUAUACCUCGAUUUCUGUACUACGUGUAAAACAACCAUUGCUUAUGUUAUAUUAGAAUUUCCUGCUAUGUCAGUUAUUUCUGUAUUUGUUUAUCCCUGUAAUUAUUUAAAGCAUUUUACUUCACUGCAGCUAAUAAUGAACCACAACUGUGUUAAGAUUGUGCACUUUAUGCAAUGUGGUCUUGCACGAUGCAUGUCUGAUUUAAUGAUUCAAUAAAAAUACAUUAAAGUGA
Triplophysa dalaica is the source of this 1456-nucleotide messenger RNA. RefSeq names its product DNA-damage regulated autophagy modulator 1 (gene dram1). NCBI's taxonomy places the organism in Eukaryota, Metazoa, Chordata, Actinopteri, Cypriniformes, Nemacheilidae. The transcript is spliced from 7 exons. Gene Ontology annotation, cellular component: lysosome. Gene Ontology annotation, biological process: regulation of autophagy. The record is from RefSeq and is a predicted model, not a curated record. Bases 157 to 873 code for a protein of 238 amino acids.